Messenger RNA from Rhopilema esculentum, 2890 nucleotides. RefSeq lists its product as uncharacterized. The record is from RefSeq and is a predicted model, not a curated record. NCBI's taxonomy places the organism in Eukaryota, Metazoa, Cnidaria, Scyphozoa, Rhizostomeae, Rhizostomatidae.
AGAGAGUUUACGAAACACGACGCGACAGGUCCAGACGAGCUGGAGGAGUCUAGGAACUAGCGCGGUCUUCUCAUGAUUUUCGAAUCCAGCGCGUGGAGGCCAAUUUCGCAACUCAGAUUUUGGAAUUUUACGUUGUGAGGAAAACGUGGACAUUUUCAUCGCUCAUAUACGAAGUGCAGAAUGGCUGAUCAGGGGCUCAAAGAGACAAAGAACCAAAAGUUGGUGAACAUUGUAGUAUAUUUAUCGUCCCAACUGUAUAACACCAUUAAUUUGUGCCAUAUUUUAAAGCGAACGUUAAACUCACUUCUAGGUCAAUAGGCCAGCACCAAAUGAAUAUUAUGUGUAAUACAAGCUGUUGGAAACGUGUGUUGAUUUUUGUUAGCCUUAUUUCAUAUUUUUAACGGUAGAAGGUGUUAAUUUAUAUUCAAAAUUUCUUAUCUUUUUGUGCAAUGCCAAAUUAAAAAUGGCUACAAAGAAUUAAAACACCCCACCUGUUAGGAUCCAGAAACCUGAAUCCAGAAGGUUAGGGCUCGUGUUUUCAGCAUUGAUUUUUUGUCUUACCCUUUUAGCCAACCCCAAGAUCUUUGUUGUAGUGAGACUAUACAUUAUGAGAAUUACAAGUAAAACUCGGUAUAAGAUUGAACUGUAAAAGUAUUUUGGCUUAAGCAGAAUUAAUUUGUUAUGAUAAAAUUCUAUAACACUGCUAUAGUUUUUAAAUUUAUCUAAUAUGAUUGUACAGAUUGCUUGUUAAGAUUUCAGUGUAUAUUGCUUUGAAUGUUUUCUAUAACAGUUUUCUCGAUUUGGGUCAAAUAUGUGUCUUUAUUGAGUUUUUUCCUAUUUCAAUGUUCUAUUAAUUAGGCCAAAAAUGACAUGGACCCUUGAGCAUGACACACUGCUCUGUAGAGAGAUCCUUGUCGAGGAGCCUUAUCUAUUCAAAAUGGGUACUCGGGAGCGUGGUCACAGUUGGGAUAACGUGGCCAAUAAUUUAAAUAGAAUUGGCCAACCACAUUUUAUGGUAGACCAAAGAGCAGUCCGAGACCGUUUUUUGAAGUUGGAGAGGAGCUUCAAGAGAAAGAUGGCAGAGGAAGAGCGUGCUAGUGGUAUCAGUCCACCAGAACCCACUGAAUUAGAGCAAGCCGUCCAAGAUAUAAUUGAAAGGGGGACUGAGGCACAGGCUGUAAUGUUGAGGGUUGGGGGGAAAGUUGAUGAAAAGGAAAAGGAAACUGCUGAAUCUAUUAGAAAGCGAUCCAUGGAAAGAUUGGCAGAGACAAGAGAGAGGGAGAGUCAGGAAGGAGGAAAGAAAAGAAAAAAGACUGUUUGGGACAAGGACACAGAGGUGAUGCAUUACAUGAGAGAAAAGACUGAGAGAGAGGCUGAACUAAAAAGAGAAGAGUUUGAAUUAAGAAGAAGAGAGAUUGAGAUUAAAGAAAAGGAAAUUAAGAUAAAAGAGAGGGAAAUGGAGAGAGAGUGGGAAAUUAAGCAUCGGGAGCUAGAGAUUAAGGAGAAAAAUUAUGAGGCAAGGGUAAAGAGAGACACAGAAAUGAUGGCAAUGUUUCAGCAGCAGCAAGGGCAAAUGCAACAUCAGAACCAGCUGCUGCUUGAUGUUGUUAAUAAAUUGUUGGAAAAAUCUUAAUAUGUUAACAGUCAUAACAGCAAAUACAAAAAUGAUUUAAUUAAGGUCCCCUUUCUACUAUCAACUUUUGAAUAAGCCUCUUGUUAUAAAUUGUUGAAUUUUACAAAAACAGAUUCCAACUUUUUCAGAAACACAUUAGAGCAUAUAUAGUUAAAUAACUGUUUACUGUUCUGUCAUAGAGUGCCAGCUGUACACUCUUUGAUUUAUAGAUUCUAAGUUGCAAUUUGAGUGCAUCAUGCUCUAGGCUUUAUAUUAGGCAAUGGUCCUUCCCAUAAACAUAACAUUCAAAUUUGUCGUUUUAAGUAAUAAAAUUUUCUCCACUCCUUUUCUAUUUCGUUUUUUUUAAUUCCUAAGCAAAAAUUGUGAUCCCAAUGUGAUAAAGUUAUAGAGGCUUUGUUGUUAGCCACUAAACAGUUCCAGCAUCUUUAUAUUUAUUAAUACCACAACAGUUAUGCAAUUGGUUACAUCUGUUCUUUUUAACUAUAGUUUUACAGUUGAUCAUAUUUAACUGUAAACUGUAGUUAAGUUUGUUUUUAAAAUGGUUUCAAAUUAUCUGUAUUUCCUCUUCAUUAGCUUCGCAAUGAUUACAUUUUUUGUUGUAGUUAUUCCAUUUUGCUUUAUUAAUUGAAGUAACACUCUUUAGUGAACACUUAAUUGAUUUUUUUUAUUAAAUGCUGCUGCACAUAGACAUUUUACUGCAUCUAUUUUCGAAAAUGGCACACAUCUUUUCCAGUUGAGAAAUAAUUUGUACCAUAUUAAUGAUCCAGCUAUUGAUGAUUAGAUUAUAAACAAUAUUGAUUUAGCUAUUAUUUCAAACACUGUUUAUUUCUCAAUGUGAGAGGAUUUCAUCAAAAAGCUAUAUAUACUGAUUUCUUUUGGAAACGGGAUCCUGGUUGACCUGCAUGUUGGCCUGACGGUGGCAUUUGUUUUUUUAACAUAAGUAUAAUUUACACAGGUGUAGAUUAUUUUUCUCUCUAAGCUUAAUUUUGAGCAGCUAUCAUCAAGGGGGCAUUUAUAAACAGAUGUGGCUAAUAAACAGAACAGCAAACUAUAAUAGAGAAGGUUUGUUGAAUUCUAAUGCAACAUGUACGUGGCAAUAUUGAGUGUGGUGUUACUGGGAUGCCAUAAUAACUCUGGCAAUGUGGUAGUUUUUAAAAAAACUGUUUAUUGUGCCUUUCUGGUUUUCAAGUCUGUGGAAUCAAGUAUAUCUACAAGAAAUACUCAUUUAGUGUUGGGGGCUAAAAAGAAUUUUGCAGU